CGAUAUUUGUUUUUGGUUAUUGUUAAAUUGAUUUUUAUAGUAUUUAAUUUAAGAAAUUACAUAAUGUUUUGCUAUUUUUACAACUAUAGUGGUCUCUGAUGUAAAUAGGUUGCAUAAAAAAUUCCAUUUCUCAUAAGUAGUUUUCUUUCAUAUGAGAGGAACGAUGACGAGACCGCCAAACAACGAAAACCUUCCGACAGUAAAACUGGUGGUGGUCGGUGACGGUGGCGUCGGCAAAAGCGCCAUCACCAUACAAUUUUUUCAAAAGCUAUUCGUUACCGACUACGAUCCCACGAUAGAGGACAGCUACCUCCAGCAUGUCGAAGUCGAUGGGCAAUGGUGCAUGCUUGAUGUUCUUGACACUGCCGGUCAGGAAGAAUUCAGCGCCAUGCGCGAACAAUAUAUGAGGAAAGGCGAUGGUUUCCUGCUUGUUUAUUCGGUAACUGAUAAAAAUAGCUUUGAAAACAUUAUACAUUUUCACACGCAAAUUUUAAGGGUCAAGGAUAGGGACACCUACCCUAUGUUGUUGGUAGCUAACAAAGUCGAUUUGGUGCACUUAAGAAAGGUAACAGAGGAACAAGGCAGAGAUUUGGCUCAUAAACUGGGCAUGCCAUACAUUGAGACUAGUGCCAAAGAUCCUCCAUUAAACAUUGAUGCCACGUUUCACGAGGUUGUGCGUAUAAUUAGAAACCAGCCAAACCCAGGUAACGAACGAAGGCGAAAGAAGAAGUUUAAAAAAUUGGGUAAAUGCUCAAUCCUCUGAUUUCAAAACUUUAUAUUUUUAACGCUUAAAUAUUUUAUUAUUGGCCUAAUAAUGAUAAUGGCUUUAUGAUGUUAUAUUAUUCAGUGUUUAAUGUUAUAUGUAUGGUGCCACAAUUUUCGUUCUACACCUUUAUGUAUUAUUAUUAUUAUUUGUGCGGAUUUUAUUGAUACCUACAUUUUGCUCAAAUGCGAGUUUUAUAUUUGCCGCACAAUUUAUUAAUACGAGUAUUUUUACCAAAAUAAAAUGACGCCAAAGUAUGUAUUAUUUUAUGGACCAAAUUUGCUCAUAUAGAAUUAAAGUAUUUAAAAUACUUUUUAUUUUUGCCAAAUAUCGGUCUUACAAACUACAAGUUUUGUUUUUAGCGUAACCAAGGCAGAAUAUAAUGUUACUAUAGUGUGAUGUGGCUUGUAAUACCGUUAAAGUAUAGUCAAUCCGUCGCAAAAAAAUUUUUUUGACAAAUUCCACACG
Messenger RNA from Brassicogethes aeneus, 1231 nucleotides. Lineage: Eukaryota; Metazoa; Arthropoda; Insecta; Coleoptera; Nitidulidae. The record is from the annotation of a GenBank genome assembly.